This is a messenger RNA of Neodiprion fabricii, 4140 nucleotides long. RefSeq names its product cohesin subunit SA-2-like. Gene Ontology annotation, molecular function: chromatin binding. The coding region runs from base 321 to 3389 and encodes 1022 amino acids. The record is from RefSeq and is a predicted model, not a curated record. The transcript has 13 exons. Gene Ontology annotation, cellular component: nucleus; cohesin complex; chromatin. Gene Ontology annotation, biological process: sister chromatid cohesion. NCBI's taxonomy places the organism in Eukaryota, Metazoa, Arthropoda, Insecta, Hymenoptera, Diprionidae.
UCCCCUUCUUAGCCGGGCGUCUUGUAUCCCUAAUUCGUUCGAGAUCGAGAUGUUCUCGAUCACUAGCAUCGCGGCUACGAACUGAGUCGGGUAUAUUUUAAUUAAUUUGCUUCUCUCGUCAUGUGUCGCCAUCGUUAUUGAUUUUCGCGUCUGGUGAUUUUAUUCUUUUGCAAAAUUCAAAAUCAGUUAUACCGUGUCCGGUGUCUUUGGUGAUUUUAUUCUUUUGCAAAAUUCAAUAUCUUUUCUACCGUGUGCGGUGUCGUUGGUGAUUUAUUUUUCCCUUUCACGAUCAACGUAUUCGCAAUAACAAUCGGUGGAGAAUGGAAGAAAGAACUCGAUGCGCGGUAGUGCGACGGACCGCGAAGUAUAGAAUAAAGGAAGUCGGUCUCUUUCAGUUAUUCAAAAUGGACGAUUUGAACUGUGAAGCGGUAGCCGCGGAUUGGCUUCAUAUAUACAAAGCUGAACCAGAAAAUGCCUUCCUCAUCCUUAAGCAAUUUUUUUUCGAGACGAGUGGGUGCAACGUACUCCUUACACCGGAGAUGAAGAGUUCCGCGGAUUAUAUGAAUCUGAUUCGUGAAGCGGCCAAGCUCUAUGACAAGGGCAGUCACGAAUAUCCAUUGACCUUGCCUGGACAGCAAUGGCUUACGUUACGAGUAAAAAUUCAUGAUUUUAUUGAGAGUCUGAUUGGCCAAAGCCAAUAUUCUGUAUUAUAUGAUCGAUUUCUCAUUACCAACAUUAUUUCUUUGCUCAAUCUGUUGGUAGCGUCCAAAAUUAGAGCUUUCAGACACACUGCAAGCUUUAUUGGAAUGAAGAUCGUAUGUGCCAUUGGACACAUCAGUGUAGCUGUAUCAAAAAAUCUCGAGGCAACGGUCAUACGUCAGCGUCGAGUCAUCAAAUUACAGAACAGUGGAACAAGUCGAGCGAUUAGCAAAAUCGAAGCAGUAACAGCGGAAAGAAAGGAACUUGAAGAUAAUAUGGCUGAGAUUAAGAAAUUGGUGUCAUACGCAUUUGGUGCGGUGCUUGCUCAUUGUUACGAAGAUAAAUCUGUCGAGAUUCGAUUACUUUGUGUUACGGAAGUUUCCGAGGUGUUAACCAUUUAUCCCGACCUAUUUACGGAGGACAAGUUUUUGAUAUACCUAGGAGUCUCGCUUGCGGAUCCAAUCCUGAAUAUUCAAAAACCAGCUUUCCGAACCCUGACCUAUUUGUAUUCCAUGGAUAAAUAUGCUGAAAAACUGUGGAACUUUACAAAAUCGUUUAGGCAUCUAAUUAUCUCAUUGACGAGGAGCGAAAAUAUCGACGUGGUGACCGACGCGCUAAUUCUUCUUAAAUAUAUGUUGGAACGUCACAGAGAUCUUUUUCAAGAUAUUUGUCUCAAUCGCAUUUUUUCAUUCGUUUACUCAUUGAAUAGAAAUGUGGCCCAAAUUGCCGGAGCAUGCAUCAGCGAACGAGUAGCAUUGUUGGACGAAGACGCGGACGGAGGUGUCAGCAGAAACACACCCCGGCUCCGGGAGGUCGCCAAGUUUUACCUCGAGUAUUCCAAGAACCCCGACCAUUGCCCGUAUAUAGUCGACGCCUUAAUCGGGAGUGGCGAAAUGAUUAAAGACUGGGACGGCAUGACCGAUUUGUUGCUCGAUAAACCAAGAUUCGACGCAGACGCGCUCAACGAUACAGAAAAGGGAGCACUGAUCGAGUUGAUGGUUUAUGCCGUAAUACAAAGCGCCACAGGUCAAGGACCAAUCGGCAGGGGUCCAAUCCCUACGGAAAUGCAUACACCAGAAGAGCUUCAAGCAAACAGGGCAGAAAUUACGGAACACUUUAUUCGAACUUUACCUGAGCUCUUGGAGUUGUACAAGGAUAACUCGCUUGUAUUGACAUAUUUGCUCGUAAUUCCCCAGUACUUUGAUCUCGACGUAUGCGCUAAACAGAUACAUCUGUAUCACGUUGAUUCGCUUUUGCGAAAGCUUCACUACAUCGUUGAGAGAAUAAAUACCUGGAGAGUUUUGGACGCAGCGGCCAGAGCUCUGAAACAUUUGUGCAGUGAUCCUCACGCAAUAUAUGCUCGCGCCGACCUAACCCGCACAGUAAUGAUUGACGAGACAGUGGCAACGUUUAACAAUUGUAUGGGAAAAUACAGAUUAGCGGUACAGGAAAUGAAGGAUGAUGAAACUAGCACCUACGCUGAUGAUGUGGACAUUAGAAAUGUCACGAGAAAAAUUUCGAUAUUCUACCACAGUCAUAAUAUGACCCCAUGGCGACUUUGGGAUUUGUCGUUCAAAAUUAUCCCAGAAACAAUGAGGAAUCCAAAAAGGCCUUUUCCGCACGAAGCACUUAAAUAUUGUAUGAAUAUUUGCUCCAGCGCACUAUUGUGGGGAUUAAUAGACUUCGCACGUGAGGAGGACUUGGAAAAAGAAGGUGUGAAAGAAAAGUUCCACCUUUUCAGGAAGCGCUUACACCGAUUCGUGGAUCAUAUGUGUCGUUUGAUCAAGGGCGCCCGUGAAAACGCAGUGCUCGCAUCACCGAUUCUGAGAGAAGAAGCUCAUAAUUCGCUUUGCAAGGUGUUAUACAUGUUUUCCUUCAAAUUAAGGUCGUACGGUAACCCUUUCCUGAAUAAUAUGAUUUAUGUAGCCUACCGGGACUACAUGAUGAACUUGUUGAGUAAAUAUGUACACGAGUAUAUUCUCGGCGAUCUGUUACAUGAUCAGAAUGACCCACGCUAUAAGUUCGACAGAUUACGUGAUAAAAGAAGGGUCCUGGAAUUUUACUGCAAACUGAUGUAUCGUCACACGACGUCCUUGAAACGACCUCGUAACGAUUUUAUACGUAGCCUAGAUUUCUUUGAAGAUUAUUGUAACGAGAUAAAACCUGCCCUCAUCUCGCAAGGGAGUCGAGUGAAUGCAGUAGACUGCAGUCUACUGAUGCAGUACUCUUUAUACCGUUUGUACAAUGAAUUAAUUGCAGAACGAGGAUAUAUAUGCACAGGGAGCAAAGAAUUCAUCGCUAUAAAGGGAUUAGCCAAACGGAUCACGUCGCCUUUUAGCUUAAAUUUAUUGAUGCAACGCAAUGCAAUCUUAACUUUUCACAAAGCUGGAGUUUUAUUGGCCUUAACGACUCCGGACGAAUGGCAUUUGGAAUCGUUUGGACGUCCUCGCAGUCUGCCUUUAUUAGAAAUAUUAUGUGGGUUUACAGAUGCCCUUGUGGAUGCAGACAAAAUGUAUAUGCUCAAGUAUGUUGAGAAGCGGUUUAGCGAUGCGUUGUUGAUACCAACGAUUGAUACGGAUUUGGAAGAGUAUUGCGAACCGUAUAUAUUGUACAAAAACAGUUUGAAGCGUAGAAUUCUUCACGAUGAACCAGUCGCAAGUGGAUCGGGUGUAAUGGAAUCACCAUUAUAAGUUAUGUUACUGGCAAGUGUUGAGAAAUUUCUCGGUAUAUUUGUUUAAUUUUACAUAAUUAUGAUUCAUAUCUAUACUAACGAUAAGCAACAAGUCUAUUGUGACUUUGGAAUUUUUUCACAUCCCGAUAAUUUAGUGUGUUAAUUAACGUUACUAUCGUGUUUUCACAAGAAGAGUCAACGCCACGAGGCUUUCAGACGAGCGUUAUUUUUUAAUCGUAUACUAAUUAUGUGUUGUUUUAGAAAAUAUUUACCGAUUUUCUCGUUUUAUUCUUCAUACGAAUGUUAUUUUUUAUACGAAUAAGUAACAGAAGUAUACAACUUAUAAUCUAUACACUUUGUGCAGUUUCACAUUGUCAAAGGAACUUUAAAACUAUUGGUAACAUGAUUAUCUUUGAAAGCAUUGACAGCCGAUGAAUCGGAUUUUAUCAAAAGAAGAACUGCUCAACGUCAUAACAAGCCAGUGGAAUUAGUUGGUAUAUGAAAUCUGAUAAUGGAGUUAUUUUUUAUUCGCCCUUGUUUUCAUGUCAACGAAUGUAAUCUUAAUUGUAAUUAAAUUGUACGCGUAAGAUAUAUAUAUGUAUAAGUCAAGUAAGACGAAGAGGAAAAUUUCACGAGACGCAUGUCUCAUUAUUUGAACAAAUUUCCAAUUCUUGUCUUGAAGUAUACGAUAUUUUGUACCACAAUUAUUUUAAUGUUGCACUUGUCUGUAUUUCGAAUCGACGUCGGCCUUUGUAUUCUUAUUAAACUGU